AGCUAUAGGCGAUGCUCACUGGUUAAUCGGUGGGAGCUUGGCGAUACCAAGUUGUACUUGCAGGGGGGAAUCCAUACCAGUUUCAGUUUGAGGCGUAGAGUGAGCGAGUGAGGAGUCAUGCCGCGGCCGCCAUAUUGUUUCUGGAGCGCGAUACGUGAGCAGGGUGAUGUCUCAAGACCACCCCAGUCAUAAUGAUUCUGGGUCGGGCCCGGUCACCGGUUCUGCUGCUCCAGACUCCAGAGGUUUCCCUUUCAAGGGCGACACAAGAAAAGCUACAAAAGUCAAGAGGCGGAAAACCAAGAAAGAACUUGACAGUGCAAAGUUCAAGUCCCACAUUGAAACCUUCAGGAAGAAGACCCUCCCCCGAGGAUUCCUGCAGAGGAGCAGCGCGGUCGGGAGGACAGGGAUGAACUCGCAGCAGGUGUUCAUCACCGACCACCGCCUCACCCAGCACCAGGGGAUCUUCAAUCGAGAGGUCAAAUCUGUGGACAUUGGGAGGCUCAUGGAGCAGGUGGUGGAGCUGGAUCCAUCACUUACUGGCGCUGACCCCUGCACAUCAGUCAGAAAGACCCCACAAAAUCAGGGGAGCCUCCGAAUUGGCCUUAUUCCAACACCAGAAUCGAAGAAUGUAAGUUCCCCUGAGCAGGAGUGUUCACCGGAAGACGCAGCCCUUAUAUCUGAGCCUGCCGCGUGCAACCAACAGACUGAGGAGAAAGAAGCAGCAGAUGAGCGCCCGCCUCGCCCUCAGAGCGAUGAGCGCCCGCCUCGUCCUCAGAGUGAUGAGCGCCCGCCUCGCCCUCAGAGUGAUGAGCGUCCGCCUCGCCUUCAGAGUGAUGAGCGCCCGCCUCGCCCUCAGAGUGAUGAGCGCCCGCCUCGCCCUCAGAGUGAUGAGCGCGCCAAUCCAGGUAGUGGAACCAGAACGUCUCCUUGCCGAAAUAAAUCCUCGCCCAUCCCGGAGGCAGCCGAGAUCAUCGUCAACAUGCUGAACGCACACUCGCUAUUCCCUGGCCGCAACCUGACGAGCGAGAUCCGACGAGCUAUACUGGAGAAAGUGAGGAAACUACGUGAACCGAAGUCUACUCCACCUGCGGUGCCAGAGCAGAGAAAGCCUGAGUGCAGCCAGAUAGGUGAUGUUCCUGUGCACAGAGAUCAAGCAUGUCCGUGUGCUGCUAAAGAGGAGACAGCCUUCAGGAGAACCCAAGGAGCAAGGCUGCCAAUACAGACGCCCCCCACCCAGGUUCUGCCAUUUCCCAGGGUCAGUCCGGCCUGCACCCUCAUAAAGAUGGUGAACCCAGCUGAACAUCUGAAGCUCAAGGAGAUUCGGCAUCAGCCCACCAAUUAUGGGUCUCAUUAUAGCCCCUCGCGCCCGCAGAUAUCAUCUCACGCUCCUCACAAUAUGCUGAAUAUUAACUCUAAUCGUGAUCCUACUUUGAGUAGACCAGGCAGGAAAACAUCACGUUUCUGUAGAAUAAGGAUUGCUGGGAAGACGACCUGCUCAUCAUUGAAUUCUGGUAGUCCUCAGGUCAGAUGGAGAUUGGCAAAGGACCCACUGACAGAUCCGUCCUAUACACAUAGUGUUCCUCCCGGUAAUAUCGGACACAUCCUCGAUCGGGUUACCAACAAAGAUUGUGUAAGUAGGACGUCCUUAGAAGACAUCUCCUCAGAGCUGCUCAAUCCACCAGGGGUAAGAAUGAAGCGGCGGUUUUCACUUGAUAGAACGUCUUCUGAUGUUUUCUGGGGUGGCAGGGAUCAGAGGUCAGUCGCUACUAAGAUCCCAGAUGAUACGUCCCCUGCCAUGAUCAGGACGUCUUACAGGGAGCAAAGCCCAGCAAGCAGCCAUUGUAGUGGUUUCCUGCAGACGCCGAUCCCUGGGGCUCACGGCUUCCUGAGUGUCUUCCCAUUGGAUUCAUUUGGAGAGUCAGGGAGAGAAAUAAAAAGGCCCAUGUCUUCCUGGCAGGAAGCAGACACAGGGCAGCAUUAUGGGAGGACCAUGCCAAGACAAAGGCACGAGGCUCAGCAUCAUAUCUUGUGGAAUUCACCAUGCCUCCUACAAGAGGAACCCAGAGUGCACAAGGAUGGAGGCAAAGCAUGGAUCCACAGUAAAGACUGGCCACAUGGAAGGUCACGAGGAGAGCAAAGCAUCACGCCUGUAGCACUGUCCCCACAGUCAGUACAGCAGGAAUUCUCCUUCAACCCCUUCCCACGUGGGAACUCUUCAAAGAAGCAAUUGCUAAGCAGGUCGAGCCCUGUGACCUGGACAUACCCAAGGAUGAAGCUGUAUUAACAGAAUGGUUAUAAGAUGUGAUCACUCCUUCCCUUUGUAGAACUGUAAU
Bufo bufo (common toad) is the source of this 2333-nucleotide messenger RNA. RefSeq lists its product as uncharacterized. Bases 167 to 2284 code for a protein of 705 amino acids. The transcript has 4 exons. NCBI's taxonomy places the organism in Eukaryota, Metazoa, Chordata, Amphibia, Anura, Bufonidae. The record is from RefSeq and is a predicted model, not a curated record.